Messenger RNA from Thyridium curvatum, 2004 nucleotides. RefSeq lists its product as uncharacterized. Gene Ontology annotation, cellular component: nucleolus; PeBoW complex. Gene Ontology annotation, molecular function: RNA binding. Bases 1 to 2004 code for a protein of 667 amino acids. Lineage: Eukaryota; Fungi; Ascomycota; Sordariomycetes; Thyridiales; Thyridiaceae. Gene Ontology annotation, biological process: ribosome biogenesis; maturation of LSU-rRNA from tricistronic rRNA transcript (SSU-rRNA, 5.8S rRNA, LSU-rRNA). The transcript has a single exon. The record is from RefSeq and is a predicted model, not a curated record.
AUGGGUCGCAUCAAGAAGAAGGGCCAGGCCGGCGCGGCCAAGAACUACAUGACACGGACUCAGGCCGUCAAGAAACUCCAGAUCAGCCUGCCCGACUUCCGAAAACUGUGCAUCUGGAAGGGCAUCUACCCGCGCGAGCCCAGGAACAAGAAGAAGGUCUCCAAAGGCGCCUCUGCUGCGUCGACCUUCUACUACACCAAGGACAUCCAGUAUCUGCUCCACGAGCCGCUCCUCGCCAAGUUCCGCGAUCAGAAGGCCCUCGAGAAGAAGAUCUCCAAGGCUCUUGGCCGAGGCGAUGUCUCUGACGCCAAACGCCUGGAGCGCAACGCUGCCAGGCCAGAGAAGACGGGCAAGCCCAGGUAUACCCUCGACCAUGUCAUCCGCGAGCGCUAUCCCACCUUCAUCGACGCCCUGAGGGACCUGGACGACUGCCUCUCCAUGCUCUUCCUCUUUGCCAACCUGCCCUCGACCUCGACCGUGCCCGCCAAGAUGAUUGCCCGCUGCGAGCGACUCUGCCUCGAAUUCCAGCACUACCUGAUUGUCUCCCACAGUCUGCGCAAGUCCUUCCUGUCAAUCAAGGGCAUUUAUUACCAGGCAAACAUCCAGGGCGAAGAUAUCCUCUGGCUUGUUCCCUACAAGUUCAACCAGAGGGUCGUGGGCGACAUCGACUUCCGCAUUAUGGGCACCUUUGUCGAGUUUUACAUGACCCUACUUGGCUUCAUCAACUUCCGUCUCUACACCUCUAUCGGUCUCAAGUACCCGCCCAAGUUUGAUCAGACCAAGGAUGAGCAGGCUGGUGAGCUCGGCGCGUUCACGCUCGAGGGUGUGAACCUGGUCGCCAAGGACAACGAGACCAAGGCGCUGACCAACGGCGCUGCGGAGCACGGCCCCGACCCCAAGGUGCAGGCCGAAGUCAACAAGCUGGUCAAAGAAUUGAAGAGCGCCGAGGCGGCGACCGAGUCCAAGCCUACCGAGGCGGAUGCCGACGAGGAGCAAGCAACCGAAACGAUCGACAAGUUCGAGGUCGCUGUCGCGGGCGGUGACGUGCUUCCCCAGCCCACCUACAGCUCGAAUGACAGUGCUUCGCUGUUCUCAAAAUGCACCUUCUUCCUCUCCCGAGAGACGCCCCGUCAGCCUCUGGAAUUCAUCCUGAAGGCCUUUGGCUGCAAGCGUGUGGGCUGGGACUCGGUUCUCGGCGAGGGUGCUUUCACGCACGAUGAGAGCGACCCCACCAUCACCCACCAGAUCGUCGACCGGCCUGUCAUCCAAGCCGCCAUGGAGGCAAACGGCGAUGGCGAGGACAACCAGACUUCACAAAAGCUCGGCCCCAACCAGCGGGUGCCCGGCAGGAUAUACGUCCAGCCGCAGUGGGUGUGGGACAGUGCCAACGAUGAGGAGCUCAAGAGCCCUGACCUGUAUGCGCCGGGUGCUCAGCUCCCGCCCCACCUGAGCCCCUUUGUCAAGAGUGUCCAGGGCCAAUACGACCCGACUAUCCCUCUGGAGGAGCAGGAAACCGAGGCUGAGGCGCUCAACGCUGACAGCGACAUGGAGGAGGAUGAGGAGCCAGCCGACGAGGAUGAUCUUGCAGUCAAGGCUAUUGAGGACGGUGGCAUGGACAUCGCCGAGACCGAUGAGGACGAGGACGAGGACGACAAUGGCUCGUUUGGCGGCUUCUCCGAGGGCGAAGAGGACCCCGAGGACAACUCGGAUGACGAGGCCCUUCAGAGGCAGCGCGAGCUGGAGGCCGAGCUCACAGGCAAGCCAGUCAAGGGCAAGGAGCAGGAUGCCAAGAGCAAGGCCAAGGCCGAGGCCAAGAAGGCGCUGGCAAAGAGGAACAAGGAGGAAGAGGAAGAGCUGGAGCGGGCCAAGGGCAUGCUGCCCAAGAAGAAGAGGAAGCUGUACGAGCAGAUGAUCUACACCAACAAGAAGAAGAGCGCCGAGGACGAGAAGCUGCGGUCCAAGAGGAGGAAGUUGGAGAAGCAGCUGGGCAAGGGUGCCGCUUAG